GGAAACUACGCUUAAUGAAAUUUCACAUCAGAAUUUCAAACAACCUGUGUCUGUCUGUUUGAACAGCUGAUAUAUUGUGGUUUAGUCAUACUUUCUCUGGUUCAAGUAAGCAUCAAGUAAUGUUUUCCAAGUAACGGAGCCUGUGCAGCUGUGACUACAAAUGGUUAUAUUUGUUUUCCUGAAUAAACAUCCUGUUCACAACGAAAUAAAACCACAACCUUCUAAAAUACAUGCUCAUUUUUGAUUGAGUUUAUGCGCAUAGAAGUAUUUCAAAGACUCAGCUUUGUUCUUGCUGUAAUUCAAAGUGUACAACUACUCGUACAGGUUUCGAAUUACUGACCAGUGCAUCAAGAUUUGCUCACAAAAACUAUCAUCAUGAGGAUAAACGUCGUUGGGUUUUUUCUGGCUAGCUUUAUGCUAGAGAUUGCUACUGCUACUAAAGAAGACGAAAGAGCAGCCACGUGCUUGCUAUAUACAACUGAAAAUGAAGCUGUUAAGAAGAUGGUAAAAACGUGCGAGAGUCUUAUACCAGAGGCUCAAUUCAAGGAAUGGGACAAAUGUAAAAUGAAACAUUUAUCUGGCAACAAGGAUGACGAACUGGCUUUUAAAGAGAUGUGUGCAGAAACUCCAACUGAAAUAGGCAAAUCACUGUGGUAUUGUAUGAAAAGUAAAGAAGAUAAGAGUCAAAAGACAAGUAAGACUGACGAAAGUACUAAACAAGAAAUUGAACAGUGUUACGGUGAAGCCUUCAAUUUGUUGUUUCAAUAGAUCGAGGAUGACCUUGAUAUUCACUAAAUGAACACGUCUUUCUUUGCAAUGGUUUACAUCUGUCUCUCUUUUUUUAUUUGUAUAUUUUAUCAAUAAAAUAUUUCACCUACGCAAUACUCUCUGUAUAUUU
Messenger RNA from Limulus polyphemus (Atlantic horseshoe crab), 898 nucleotides. RefSeq lists its product as uncharacterized. NCBI's taxonomy places the organism in Eukaryota, Metazoa, Arthropoda, Merostomata, Xiphosura, Limulidae. The coding region runs from base 376 to 768 and encodes 130 amino acids. The record is from RefSeq and is a predicted model, not a curated record. The transcript has 6 exons.